AUGGCCUCACCAUCAGAGCCGCCAGAGUGUUACUUGACCAAAUUAGCGCCCGAAAUCCGAAAUCUCAUUUAUGAGUACUCCCUUUGCAACUCCGAGAGCAUUGAAAUCACUAGGGACAACUGGAUGCAGCCUGCGCUACUCCGGACAUGCAAGACCAUCCGAAGAGAAGCCACGGGAAUCUACUAUUGCAAAAACACCUUCGAGUUCGAAUGUGAGAACUUCGACUCCUCAAUCCCACUGAAUUUUUGGCGCUACACCAGCAAGUUCUACGACCAAUCCAAGCUUCGCGCCAACAUCUCAUGCAGAGACUGUGAAGCAUGGCCAAACUUUUUGAACUGGCUAAAGGCCUACUUCGAGGACAGACUCCCUUUUCACCUCACAUACAACGUGGAAGUAAAUGAUAGGGAGUUCAACACGGCUGCCAAGGCGUUUGAUAUUGUCUAUGACCUGCGAAACGCAGGUAACGAUUGGAACGCGAUUGAGAAGGUUCUGGAGAGCUAUAAGGUCCUCACGGCUGAUGUCUUGAUGUGGGAUGGCAACUGA
Pseudocercospora fijiensis CIRAD86 is the source of this 543-nucleotide messenger RNA. RefSeq lists its product as uncharacterized. The transcript has a single exon. The coding region runs from base 1 to 543 and encodes 180 amino acids. Lineage: Eukaryota; Fungi; Ascomycota; Dothideomycetes; Mycosphaerellales; Mycosphaerellaceae. The record is from RefSeq and is a predicted model, not a curated record.